This is a messenger RNA of Dermacentor silvarum, 447 nucleotides long. Its product is annotated as potassium/sodium hyperpolarization-activated cyclic nucleotide-gated channel 1-like. Lineage: Eukaryota; Metazoa; Arthropoda; Arachnida; Ixodida; Ixodidae. Gene Ontology annotation, molecular function: voltage-gated potassium channel activity. The coding region runs from base 1 to 447 and encodes 148 amino acids. The record is from RefSeq and is a predicted model, not a curated record. The transcript is spliced from 3 exons. Gene Ontology annotation, biological process: regulation of membrane potential; potassium ion transmembrane transport.
AUGUCUGAAUCCCAACUUCGCGCCAUCAAGUCCGCGAUAAAGAAGCUGCUCACUGCUGCGUCGAGGAGGCAGUACUCGGGACUGGACUUCAAGAAGCAGGCGCACACGACGCACAGGUGCAUCCUGCAUCCACGCUCCAGGUUCAGGAAGUGGUGGGACGGCUUCAUCGUGCUCCUGCUCCUCAUGAACCUGGUGCUGGUCCCUCUGCACCUGGGUUUCUUCCCGACGACGGGCUUUGACUGGGCGCUCUACUCGCUCUUCUCCGACUUCAUGCUCCUCGCAGACAUGCUGCUCAACUUCAGGACCGGUAACUGCACUAAGCCCCCGCAUUCUCAAACGAUACUCAACCGGAAGCUGUUCCUCCACUGUACGCCACUUGAGCGCAGCGCCGCGCCUCGACUGCAGAAGACACUACGCUUCUUGAGAACUGCCGUGGAGUGUCAAUGA